This is a messenger RNA of Helicoverpa armigera (cotton bollworm), 596 nucleotides long. It is a transcript of the gene spt4, whose product is annotated as transcription elongation factor SPT4. The transcript is spliced from 4 exons. NCBI's taxonomy places the organism in Eukaryota, Metazoa, Arthropoda, Insecta, Lepidoptera, Noctuidae. Gene Ontology annotation, molecular function: zinc ion binding; RNA polymerase II complex binding. The record is from RefSeq and is a predicted model, not a curated record. Gene Ontology annotation, biological process: transcription elongation-coupled chromatin remodeling; regulation of transcription elongation by RNA polymerase II. Bases 196 to 546 code for a protein of 116 amino acids. Gene Ontology annotation, cellular component: nucleus; DSIF complex.
UUUGUUUGACAGUGACAGGAGAGGAAACUGACGGUGCUUAGGUUGCACGAAAUUUUACAACUCGAAUCAAAAAUAAAUAACUCAAAGCCACAUUUUAGAUUAUAACAGUUUUUUUAGACGUAACUAUCUGUAUUAAACUAGUAGCUGUAAUUUAACACCAUAGUAUAAUUUCUUGAACAGUAAUCUUGAGCAAGAAUGUCGCUGGAAACCGUACCAAAAGAUCUCCGAGGGUUACGGGCUUGUUUAGUGUGCUCUCUAAUAAAGACCUUCGAUCAAUUUGAAUACGAUGGGUGCGACAAUUGUGACGAAUUUCUUCGUAUGAAGAAUAAUAAAGACAAUGUUUAUGAUUGCACUAGUAAUAAUUUUGAUGGAAUGAUUGCUGUGAUGAGUCCUGAAGAUAGUUGGGUGUGCAAAUGGCAACGCAUAAAUCGAUUUUGCAAAGGGGUGUAUGCCAUAUCGGUUUCUGGCCGAUUACCAGCUGGUGUCAUCAGAGAGAUGAAGAGCCGAGGCUAUGUGUACAGGCCCAGAGACACCAGUCAGAGAUAAUAGGCUAUAUCUGUAUAUUUAAGAACUAAUUAAAUAAUUAUUAUGCCACU